UUGCCCAUUCAAAAGAUACUACUAACGACCGGAUAACUAACCAAGACAAGUCAGUGGCGCCAAUCAACGACGACGAUGAGUAGUGUGUGCGUCUCUCUCCCUUUACCCGCGAAAACCCCCCUGAAACCAAUUAACAUAAACCCUAAUUUCAAACCCCCCAAUUUCGACGACAAUCUAAUUCAUCUAGCCAAUACUGCCCAAAUCCACAAAGCAAUGCAUUUAAUAACAACCCAUCAACACAAACUCACCCCAGACCUCAAUACAUACUCCACUCUCCUCAAAUCUUGCAUUCGAACCCGUAAUUUCGAUCUCGGUAAGCUCCUACACAACAAUCUCAUUAGUUCUGGUCUUGUAUUUGAUGAUCAUGUCAUUAUGCUUAAUUCACUUAUUACUUUGUAUUCUAAGUCUGGUGAUUUAGUUACUGCUAAAUGUUUAUUUGAUAGUGUGGGGGAUAGGAGGGACUUGGUAUCGUGGAGUGCGAUAAUUUCUGGUUUUGCACAUAAUGGGAUGGAGAGGGAGAGUGUUUGUAUGUUUGUUGAUAUGAUUAAGUCUGGGGAACGCCCGAAUCAGUUUUGUUUUUCGGGGGUUAUUCAUGCGUGUUGUAGUCGGGGGAAUGUGGAUGUUGGGUUGGGGAUAUUUGGGUUCGUGAUUAAGACGGGGUAUUUUGAGGCUGAUUUGUGUGUUGGGUGUGCUUUGAUUGAUUUGUUUGCCAAGGGGUUGAGUGAUAUGAAGUUGGCGAGGGUAGUGUUUGAUCGAAUGCCUGAAAGGAAUGCGGUUACUUGGACGUUGAUGAUUACUAGGUAUGCGCAGAUGGGUUUUUCAGGUGAUGCUUUGGAAUUGUUUUUGAGUAUGGUAGAGAAUGGUUUUGUUGCUGAUCGGUUUACUUUCAGUAGUGUUAUUUCUGGGUGUGCUGAAUUAGGAUGGUUAGAUGUAGGUAAACAAUUGCAUUCUUUGGUGGUCAAAUCUGGUUUGUCUACGGAUGUUUGUGUCGGCUGUAGUUUGCUAGACAUGUAUGCAAAAUCUGGUGGAUCUUUAAUUGAUUCAAGGAAUGUGUUUAAUAGGAUGUCUGAACAAAAUAUCAUGUCAUGGACAGCAAUGAUUACUGGAUAUGUACUAAGUGGAGGAUUUGAUAGAGAAGCUAUCGAGAUGUACAUUAAGAUGAUAGAAAGUCGGGUAUUACCCAACGAGAUCACAUUUUCCAGCCUUCUUAAAGCAUGUGGAAACCUUGCUGAUACGAAAGCAGGAGAGCAGAUAUACAGCAAUGCUGUCAAGUUGGGAUUCUCAUCUGUAAAUUGUGUAGGAAAUUCUCUUGUUAGUAUGUAUGCUCGGUCGGGUAGUAUUGAAGAUGCUCAAAAAGCCUUUGAGAUUUUGUUUGAAAAGAACUUGAUUUCUUACAACAUACUUGUUGAUGCCUAUGCUAAGAAUUUGAAUUCAGAUGAAGCCUUUGAUAUUUUUAAUCAAAUUGAGGAUACUGAAAUUGGGGUUGAUGCCUUUACGUAUGCUAGUCUGUUGAGUGGAGCUGCAAGUGUUGGUGCAGUUGGCAAGGGCGAGCAGCUCCAUGCGCGGUUACUAAAAUCUGGGUUCGAGUCUAACCAGUUUAUCCGUAAUGCUUUGAUCUCUAUGUACUCUAAAUGUGGGAACAUCGUAGCUGCAUAUCAAGUUUUUGAUGACAUGGAAGAUCGGAAUGUAAUAUCUUGGACAUCGAUCAUCACAGGUUUUGCAAAACAUGGUUUAGCAAAAAGAGCUCGGGAAAUGUUUGAACAAAUGCUCCUAGCUGGUGUUAAGCCGAAUGAUGUCACCUAUGUUGCUGUUUUAUCAGCCUGCAGCCAUGCAGGCUUGAUGGAUGAGGGAUGGAAACACUUCAAUAAUAUGUACAAAGAGCAUGGAAUAAAUCCUAAGAUGGAGCACUAUGCAUGCAUAGUUGAUUUAUUAGGAAGAUUGGGAUAUCUUGAAAGUGCAGUGCAGUUUAUUGAGUCAAUGCCAUACACUGCUGAUCCUCUGGUCUGGCGAACAUUGCUCGGAGCUUGUCAUGUUCAUCGUAACACAGAGAUAGGAAAAUAUGCUGCAGAAAUGAUUCUUAAGCAGGAUCCAAGUGAUCCAGCUGCUCAUGUAUUACUUUCUAAUUUGUAUGCGUCGAAGAGUCAGUGGGAUCAUGUUACAGAGAUAAGGAAAGGAAUGAAACAGAGAAAUGUGGUCAAGGAAGUGGGUUGUAGCUGGAUAGAGACAGGAAACACGGUGCACAAGUUUUAUGUAGGGGAUACUUCUCAUCCACAGGCUCGGGAUAUAUAUGGACAACUAGAUCAGUUGGCAGUUAAGAUAAAAAAGCUUGGAUACAUUCCAGAUACGAAUUUUGUUCUACAUAAUGUGGUAGAGGAGCAGAAGGAGCAGUACUUGUUUCAACACAGUGAAAAAAUUGCUGUAGCAUUUGGUCUUAUUAGCACAGCUAAACCAAAGCCCAUUAGGAUCUUCAAGAAUUUACGUAUCUGUGGAGACUGUCACACUGCAAUGAAGUAUAUAUCCUUAGCAACUGGGAGAGACAUAGUAGUUAGGGAUUCAAACCGGUUUCAUCAUUUUGUAGAUGGAUCGUGUUCCUGCAAUGAAUACUGGUGAUAAUUUGGUGCAGGAUGAACAGUUUAUUUUAAUUGGCAAAGCAAGAUGAGUUGAUAAAUCAUAAGGUAUUCUUUUCUGUUGUAUGUUUCUUGGGUAUAAGGUAGCCUUGGGGGAGCACAAAAAACCUGCCAAGCACAUCCUAUAAAAGCAGUGUGUAAACUUUUAUUAGAUCUGUUGGCCGUCUCUUCUGUUGAAUUACAGUUUUAGAUUUCGUGUAAAAUUGUAGGGAGUUGAAAUAUCAAAUAUCAGUCAUGUGGUGGAAAGUACCUAUGACCGCAGCUACCACUCGGCAUGGAAAUGUCACUCAGGCAAUAUUUUUUGUACAAUAUAUUUACUUCCACUGUUUUAUUACAGGGCAUCAGUAUGACAUGCAACUUUCUGCCAAAUGUGACAGUACAACACUCAAAGUCUCAAAGUGCCCUCAAAACAAGGGUUGAUUUGCAUUACAUCUGUUAUACCAGUGAUGAGUUAUGACUUAUAAGUUGUUGGCUUCAAUAAAAGUCUAUGCAUGAAAGAUAUUAUGAUGGCCGGUCAUCUAUGAGAUCUAAACACUUGUACAGGGCCCAUAGUUCCCUGCUGAGGACUUGAGACUGUAGAUCGGACCUUUGCCACAGAUGUCUAGCAGCCGCACAGACACCAAAUGUAAUGAUAAUGAAAAUAAAGGAACCAGGGAUUUUGCUUCAAAAAGCAUUCUUCAACCAUUCCCUCCCUUCAGGGAUUUUGCUCCCCUAUUUUUGCCAGGACUUCUCCACAUCAAUUCAUUUGAUUUCUGAGGAUUGCAGCGCAUCACGAUGAGAACAAAACAUUUUCAAGUGACGGACUUCUUCGUUGUCUCAUCAGUGUUCCGUCAUAAAUACUUCUGUGUCCAAAUUUAUCAGGUAUUACAAUCAAAUUCACCGAACAAGACAAGGUAUUUUAAGCAAUGGACAUAAAUCCAACCCUUUAAAAAAGAGUUACAUUUGGUACAUUGUUGGAUAGAGUCAGAAACUGCCUGAAAUUUAGUGCUCCUGUUGCAAAAGAAUCUGGGGAAUCUCCGGGUAUAGUCCAAUAUCUUUUGCCAGUGCUCGAAGUCCAUUUAUUAGUAAUCAGAUCCCAGAAAGUGAAGAAAGAUUAAUAGACCAACGGGAAAAAAGAAGAAGCUGCAAAGUGUUUAAACAAGACGAAACAUGAUGCAAAGGUGAUGGAUUCAUUAAAACUUCAAGACAAGUGAAAGAUACCGUGAGCAUGUUGUCUGAAGUGAGAAAUGAAACAAUAUAGCAGCUGAUGAUUGAGCUCGAGAAAGAAAGGAUAGAAGUAACAGGUUAAAAGAAAGCAGAUGUUCGUAAAAUUACAUUGAAAUCAAACUUGUAACCGCAUGGUCCGGGGAGGAUAAGAUGUACGCAACCAUGCCCUGGCUUCACAGUAAGGAGCUCUAAUUUUAAUACAAAUACGAUAUUGGUUCGAUUUAGAUUGACUUUGACAAAAUUUGGAUUGGUUUUAUAUAAACAAAAUUCAAGUGUUUUAACGGCAAAGAU
This is a messenger RNA of Daucus carota subsp. sativus, 4124 nucleotides long. Its product is annotated as pentatricopeptide repeat-containing protein At3g49170, chloroplastic. The record is from RefSeq and is a predicted model, not a curated record. Lineage: Eukaryota; Viridiplantae; Streptophyta; Magnoliopsida; Apiales; Apiaceae. The transcript is spliced from 5 exons. Bases 76 to 2610 code for a protein of 844 amino acids. Gene Ontology annotation, cellular component: intracellular membrane-bounded organelle. Gene Ontology annotation, biological process: RNA modification. Gene Ontology annotation, molecular function: RNA binding; protein binding; zinc ion binding.